Urocitellus parryii (Arctic ground squirrel) is the source of this 936-nucleotide messenger RNA. Its product is annotated as olfactory receptor 4B1-like. NCBI's taxonomy places the organism in Eukaryota, Metazoa, Chordata, Mammalia, Rodentia, Sciuridae. Gene Ontology annotation, biological process: G protein-coupled receptor signaling pathway. Gene Ontology annotation, cellular component: membrane. Gene Ontology annotation, molecular function: olfactory receptor activity; G protein-coupled receptor activity. The record is from RefSeq and is a predicted model, not a curated record.
AUGGCCAGUGCAAACAAUGUGACUGAGUUAAUCAUCACCGGCCUUUUCCAGGAUCCAAAGGUGCAGAGAGUGUGCUUUGUGUUGUUUCUCCCGGUGUACCUGGCCACUGUGGUGGGCAAUGGCUUCAUUGUUCUAACAGUCAAUAUCAGUAAGAGUCUACACUCCCCCAUGUACUUCUUCCUUAGCUACCUGUCCCUGGUGGAGAUCUGUUACUCCUCUACUGUGGUCCCUAAAUUCAUCACUGACUUACUUGCCAAGGUCAAAACCAUCUCUCUGAAGGGCUGUCUGGCCCAGAUCUUCUUCUUCCACUUCUUUGGGGUCACUGAGAUCCUCCUGCUUGCUGUGAUGGCCUAUGACCGCUACGUGGCCAUCUGCAAACCCCUUUACUACACAGCAAUCAUGAGCCGUCCUGUGUGUCACCGUCUGGUGGUUGGUUCCUGGCUGGGGGGCUUUUUUCACUCCAUUAUUCAGAUUUUUAUCACCAUCCCACUGCCUUUCUGUGGUCCCAAUGUCAUUGACCAUUAUUUCUGUGACCUUCAUCCUUUAUUUAAGAUCGCCUGUACAGACACAUUUGUGGUUGGCAUUAUUAUGUUCGUCAACAGUGGAUUGUUCUCUGUAUUCUCCUUCCUCUUCUUGGUGUCCUCCUACAUCGUCAUCCUGUUCAACCUGAGGAACCACUCUGCAGAGGGGAGGCGCAAAGCCCUGUCCACCUGCGCCUCUCACAUCACGGUGGUCAUCUUGUUUUUUGGACCUGCCAUCUUCCUCUACUUGAGGCCCGCCUCCACCUACACUGAGGACAAACUGGUGGCCGUGUUCUACACGGUCAUCACCCCCAUGCUGAACCCCAUCAUCUACACACUCAGAAAUGCAGAAGUGAAAAAUGCCAUUGGGAAGUUGUGGGGCAAAAAAGUGAACUCAAAGAUAGGAAAAAAAUGA